CUCAACAACGGCCCACGCUCUCCCGUCAUAUUGCCUCGGAUCCGCGCCUUUUUCAUCCGACGCUUCUCCGAGCUCGCCGCCACCAGCCCUCAAACAUCCAACGCCUCUCGUCAACUCAACCUCACAUCGCGAGAGAAAUCUACAGUACACCGGAUUGAAACAGGUCGUCUCCUCUCCGACUGAGAAGCAAAGAAGCAACAAUGUCUCGCCUCGUCCGGCCGAUCUCGCGACUUCCCAUCUUCUCCCAAACCGUCGCCUCAACAACGACAACGACGACGACGACGACGACGACAAUAACAACAACAACAACAGCAGCAGCAGCAGCAGCAGCAGCAGCAGUAACGGCAAGACUCGUCGUCGCCUCAACCCGCCCCUACUCGUCCUCCUCCUUCCUCCAACCGGGCCCCUCCCCGCCCCGCCUCCCGCCGGAGCAGCAAGCCGAGUUCGAGCGGCUGCAGCGCGCCGCCGAGGCCGCCCUCUCCUCGCACACGAGCAUCCCCGCGACCUCGACGACAACAGAGGAACAACAACAACAGCAGCCGCUAACCACCUCGCGGCACGUCACCACCCCCUCCGCCUCCUCCUCCUCCGCCGCCGCCUCCUCGUCGCUGUCGUCGUCGUCGUCGUCGUUUCAGCCCCCCUCCCCCGCGGAUACGGUCGUGGGCGUGGGCGUGGACGCGGGCGGGACGUUCAGCGGCGGGAUGCGCAAGGGGGCGCCGCCCGAGUUCGAGGGCGACCGGAACCCUGUCACGGGCGAGAUCGGCGGGCCCAAGAACGAGCCGCUGCGGUGGGGCAGCAACGGCGACUGGAGCUUCAACGGGAGGGUGACGGAUUUUUGAAACGAGUCCCGUGUUUUAGGGAGGGUUCUGUGAUCGAUGGUCGGUAGGGGGAGGGGAGUAUAUUAUAC
Molecule: messenger RNA, 907 nt
Organism: Thermothelomyces thermophilus ATCC 42464
Lineage: Eukaryota; Fungi; Ascomycota; Sordariomycetes; Sordariales; Chaetomiaceae
Exons: 1
Coding region: 201-839 (212 amino acids)
Biological process (GO): mitochondrial respiratory chain complex II assembly
Cellular component (GO): mitochondrion
Source: RefSeq, a predicted model, not a curated record